AUGAAUGAAAGAGAAUCUCGUAUGUCUCUAGGGGCAUUCGCUUCUAAUUCUACUUCUGCAUCAUAGAACGCCUAUGCUUAAGCCCUCAAGGCGUUGUAGGAUAAAUUAAAGGGAGUCGAAGGAUUAAAGAAUGAGGGAUUAAAGAAAUCUAUCGAAAAUCCCUCAGAUUUUUUCACAGACUAACUGAAGAAGCAAAUAUAUGAUCUUUAGAAUGAAAACGAAAGAUUGUAAUACUUAUUAGCAAAAACAAAUCAAGAAAGUUAGAGGAAUCAUAUCCCAUCACAAUUAAAUGAAUUUCCAUAAACUGAAAGGUUGCAACAUAUCAAAGACUAUUAAGAUCGACUCAGUGAUAUGAUAAUUAAAUAUGAGGAAUUGAAACAUGAAAAACAAGAAAUUCAAAUGGCCAAUGAAAAUUUAUUAAGAUAAUUAUCAGUUUAUAAAUAAAAUGAUAAAGGGGUCAUACAAAAAACUAAACACAAAAAAAUGGAUGAUAAUAUUAAAUAAACUGUUUAAGAUCUUAAAACUAAACUAGAUAUCAAAGAUUAACAACUAAAAAUAUCAGAAAAGAAGAUAGAAUACUUAGAAAUAGAAAAAGAGUAGGUUCUUCAAGAAUAUACUAAUUAUAAAUCAAAGUAUCCUCCGAUGAAGUUACAAGACUUUGAAAAAUAAAUCCAUUCACUUAAAUUGUUACUGGAAGAAAAGGAUAAACAAUAUACUAAAAAUAUAGAUGAGAUAGAAAGAAAUAAGAGUGCAAGAGAGGAACAAAUGAGUCGAAGGAUCCAGGAUUUGAUUGGGAAAUGCAAUGAAUACUAAUAAAUUAUUGAACAAUUAACGUAGGAUUACAAAGAUUUGAGUCUCAAAUAUCAACAAGUCAGAAUCAAAUUAGAUUAUUAAGAAAGAUAACAUAGAUACAUCAACAGAAAGUACAGUUAAGGGGAACUUAAAUAAAGUUAUAAGGAAUAAAAAAAUAUUACCAAAAUGGACAUGUCUCCUCCAUUGAGUAGUUCAAGACUUGAAUAAAGCUAAUUGAAAUAGGCAAUAAGGGAAUGUUUAGAGGAUAUGAUGAACACUCAAAAUUAUAAUUAAUGUAGUCCGGACAGAAGAUCUGACAAUAGAAAACAAUAACAGAUUUUAUCCCCUAUGUCAACUUCCAGGCAAUAAGAAAUCGAAUCACAACUCAAAGAACUUAAUGAAAAGUAUGAGAAUCUAAUGAGUCAAGCCUAAAAAGAAAAUGAUUUGAAUUCUAAAGCUGUAAUUAGGAAGUAAUUAAUUGAGAUUGCAGGUUAAAUUAAAGAGACUACUAAAUUUGAGAAAUCAUGA
Paramecium octaurelia is the source of this 1320-nucleotide messenger RNA. The record is from the annotation of a GenBank genome assembly. NCBI's taxonomy places the organism in Eukaryota, Ciliophora, Oligohymenophorea, Peniculida, Parameciidae.